AUGGCCCUUUGGCCAUUUCGACGUCGGAGUAGCCGCAAGCGCUCCCGCAGCGGCGCUGCUUUCUCAGAUGUAGAAGGCGCGCCGCUGCCUCACAACGAAGGGGCUAAAGUUGGGCUGAAGAAGCGACGUACCGAGCCUCCUAAACCUCAACAAGCCACCCGAAAAUACAGCUUCUCUCCCGGGCGCCAGGAUGACAUCCGUAACGAACGAGUCCGAGGCGGCUCACCAGCCCCCGAAAGAACCGGCCGAACGAUGACUACUGGUAAUCUGGAAGAGCGUACUGGACUCUGGGACCGCACACCCACAUUGCGUCCUGCCCGUCAAGCAACAAGGAAACAAAAAAGCAAGAGGAGGAAGGAAGAUCGUAACAGGGAGGCCGAAAUCAAGGCAAUGAGUAACUUUGUGCCUGUCCGGCCUGCUACUGAGCAAUGGAAUUCUGGCAGGCCCAUGAAGAGGGAUUCUAAACGGUCGAGAACCAGCAGAUUUGGCAAACAGCGAGCUGGACGUGACUCCGACAUCUCUCUCCCCGUACCAGGCUCAAUCCACUCCAGUUUCUCAUCCGAUUCGGAGUCGGGUUCAUACAGAGUGUCCGCUCUUGCUGCUCUUGCCCCACGACCGACGCUUCGCUAUACACCAAAUGCCCGGUGGACGGCACCUCAUUUACCAACACCUCACAGACAAGGAUCACUGAGAAAGAAGCUCCUCGAACAAGAGUCGAUUCCGGAAGAGAAUACGAGAUCACAUAGGCGUAUCGAUUCUUUUGCUGACGACCUUGACGCCCGCGAUCUCAGGGAACUCAUGGAAUUAGACAAUCGACGACGGGAGUUCAAGAAGCAGAAGGAGAGACAAAGGAUGGAACGACGUAUUACACGACGAGCAGAAAAACAACAGGAGGACGACAUUCAGGCUAGGAAGGCAGGUACACCUCCACCACAGAAUCUCGAGCGAGGCGUCUUGGGCCGUGAGCUGGUUGGCCUAGGAAUCGAGCCCGCCUCUGCUGUCGUAGUAGAUACCAAGCCUGAAGAUCCGGAGCCCAUGGAUAUAACUGAUGAUGAGAAAGAGCCUGAGUCUUCUACGAGGGCGGAGGAAGCCCUCCACCACGCAGAUACAGUUACUUCUGAACAGCCAGCACCUAUGGAGGAAGUUGUCACAAAGGAUACCUCCUCCAUACGGCCACCGUCAGAGGUGGGAAAUGUUUCGCCUGGUAACAGAUUUUCCGAUCUUUUGCGAUCAGCCAAAUCACGAUCGAGGUCAACCAUUCGAUCUGAUCGAGACCGGAUGGUGUCUCCUCCCCCGGAGACAAUUGACGAGGAGGACGUUCAUGUUCCAAGACAAAACUCCCACCACUCCGAUAGCAGUAAAAACGGGUUUGCCUCCAUCAAGGCAUUCCUACGAAUUGGCAGUAAGCGACAACGACACGAAGGACCAUCGUCUUUUGCCAAUACUUCUCGAGAAGAAAUGCAGGCGGCGGCAGCCCAGUCAAGGGCACAGGCUCAGGCCUACGCCCUCGCUAAGCUCGAGGGUGAAGACUCACCGAACUCUUCGGGUGUUAAUUACCUAUCUCGAAAGCCUAGCACCGGCGCUCCAAAGAGGACCCGAUCUCGCUUCCGGGAGGAUUUGCCUGAGAUGCCUCUAUCCCCGCCAGCUUCACGCGUACAAUCCCCUGAAGCUGAGCCCCCAAUGCCUGUUCUCACUGAACAAAAGAUCCGCGAAAUGGAACAGCUGCGUUCCAUCGGUGUACGUUACGACACACCAACGUCAGGCCACCGAUCUAUCGAGACCAAUCGCCUCACACCAUCAACAAUGGAAAGGGUUCAUGUUUCGCCAUCCCCUGAGGCUGGCAUGUCUAUGUCACUUGCAUCUAUUGAUUCUGAGGGUUCGUGGCUUUCAGGAAACGUUAACAGCCGACGUACCGCGAUACGUGACAGCAUCCGACGUGCCAAUCAGCGCGAGCAAAUCGAAAACAACAUUGAUUCCCCAACCAACAGCACGGACGAAGACCUCGGGAUCGUUGAGGAUGAUUAUAUGACUAGACUUACCCCUCGAAGAUCCUCAAACCCUGAUAUAAUGGCGCGCCGUUCUGAAGAAGGACGCCCUAGCAGCGAUGAAGAAGAGCUUGCGGACGACCGGGAGAUGAAGUGGGGAGCAGUUGGCUCCCAACCCAAGGUGGUGCAUAGGUGGACUAUGAAGAGCCACGAGGGUCUUCUUGAGAUCGAAUCUGAGGAAGAAGAGAGCCCAACAUCUCCCGUUUCCCCAUCGCAAGAGCUUGCCAAUGUCCAGGACGCUAGAAGCGUUAAUCUGGGCAGAGGUCAUGUACGCAACUUCAGCGCUGGGAGCGCAAAACUACUCGAUAUCACUCCCCGAGCAUCUGUUGAUGCCAGAGGGAGCUCAGAAAGGCGAGGAAGCCACGUCCUACCAGCUAUUUGA
This is a messenger RNA of Fusarium venenatum, 2427 nucleotides long. RefSeq lists its product as uncharacterized. Lineage: Eukaryota; Fungi; Ascomycota; Sordariomycetes; Hypocreales; Nectriaceae. The record is from RefSeq and is a predicted model, not a curated record.